AACGCCCAGGCAUGGUCACAUAGGCAAACCCCAACAAACCCAAGCUGAGAGAUCAGUGCUUGGUGCUAACAAGAGAUGAUAACUGCCGGCGAUUUCUACAAGGUCAUGUGUGCGAUGGUGCCUCUGUAUUUUGCAAUGCUGGUUGCGUAUGGGUCAGUUAAACGGUACAAGAUAUUCACACCGGAGCAGUGCUCAGGGAUCAACAGAUUUGUUGCUGUUUUUGCAGUCCCGGUGCUAUCUUUCCACUUCAUAGCUCAAAAUAAUCCAUACCAGAUGGACACCAGGUUCAUAAUGGCCGAUACCCUUUCGAAAGUCUUGGUCCUUGUUCUGCUGUCAAUAUGGGUUAUUUUCUUCAAUGGAGGAUUGGAUUGGCUCAUCACUCUCUUCUCAAUUGCUACUUUGCCUAACACACUUGUCAUGGGCAUUCCUUUGCUCAAGGCCAUGUAUGGAGAUUUCACCCAGAGCCUCAUGGUGCAAGUGGUUGUUCUCCAAUGUAUAAUAUGGUACACGCUUUUGCUCUUCCUCUUUGAAUACAGGGCUGCAACCCUCCUGAUCAAAACCCAAUUCCCUGGCCCCAAAGCAGCCUCCAUUUCCAAAAUCGAACUCGACAAUGAUGUCAUCUCCCUCGACGGCAGGGAUCCACUUCGCACAGAAUCUGAAACAGACGGAAACGGACGCCUUCGCGUCCGCAUCAGACGGUCCACGUCAUCGGCUCCCGACUCUGCUCUAUCAUCUUCCAUAUGCCUUACUCCUAGACCCUCAAACCUCUCCAACGCCGAAGUUUUCUCGGUCAGCACUCCUGCCCCAUUGCAAGAAUACCAUGGUUAUAAUGGUCGUUUCAGUCAUGGACCCAACAAUGAGAUAAUGCUUUGUAAUGGUGACUUGGGAUUUGGAUAUCAUCGGUCUGGAACGAGUCCGAGGUUGUCAGGAUACGCGUCAUCAGAUGCUUACUCACUUCAACCCACGCCACGGACUUCCAAUUUUAAUGAAUGGGACUUGACUAAUGCAACCAACACACCUUUCUGGGCCCGAUCUCCAGUCGCCGGUAAAAUAUCCCGGCAUCCAUCUCCGGCGGUUCCUGAGCUCAGGCUAGUAUGGGGUGAGUCACCGGUAAUGUGUCCAAAUGGCGGCGGCAAAGAGAUUGCAGAAAAAGAAAUCAGCUUCAGAGACAGUUGUAAAAUGCCAGCACCAGAGGAAACAAAUUCGAAGGAAGCAGUGACCAGCCAAGAAAUGCCACAUGCCAUUGUCAUGCUAAGACUUAUACUUGUUGUUGUAGGGAGGAAGCUCUCUCGCAAUCCCAACACAUAUUCAAGUGUUUUGGGGCUUCUUUGGUCUUUAGUCUCUUUCAAAUGGAAUGUGGGAAUGCCCAGCUUGGUGAAAUAUUCAAUAAAAAUAAUUUCAGAUGCAGGUCUUGGGAUGGCUAUGUUCAGUUUAGGGUUGUUCAUGGCUCUUCAGCCUCGGAUUAUUGUCUGUGGCAAGAAGAGGGCGACCAUGGCAAUGGCAAUCCGAUUCAUUUGUGGACCCGUCGUAAUGUCAACCGCUUCGCUUGCUGUUGGAAUGAGAGGGGAACGGCUCCGUGCAGCCAUAGUGCAGGCAGCUCUCUCACAGGGGAUUGUGCCAUUUGUCUUUGCAAGAGAAUAUGGGUUGCAUCCUGAUAUAAUGAGCACAGGGGUGAUUUUCGGCAUGCUAGUUUCCUUACCGGUAACCCUCCUCUACUAUAUAUUUAUAGGGCUGUGAGGAUAAAGAAAUGUUAGAUCAUCAUUAGCAUUGAAGCACACAUAUAUGGAGAAUCCAAGGCAUUAAAUUAUUUCCGAAGAAACAAUUUUUCCAUGUUCAUAUCACAGGACAUUGUAAUGUCAUUACAGUAUGCUAACCCGCCCACAUCUGUGGUCGAUUAAUAAUAUAGCUGCAAGCGAUAUUUCUCCCGGGGA
Molecule: messenger RNA, 1931 nt
Organism: Populus trichocarpa (black cottonwood)
Lineage: Eukaryota; Viridiplantae; Streptophyta; Magnoliopsida; Malpighiales; Salicaceae
Product: auxin efflux carrier component 6
Exons: 7
Coding region: 76-1737 (553 amino acids)
Biological process (GO): auxin polar transport; auxin export across the plasma membrane
Cellular component (GO): endoplasmic reticulum; plasma membrane
Molecular function (GO): auxin efflux transmembrane transporter activity
Source: RefSeq, a predicted model, not a curated record